Messenger RNA from Sycon ciliatum, 2278 nucleotides. Its product is annotated as E3 ubiquitin-protein ligase TRIM71-like. The record is from RefSeq and is a predicted model, not a curated record. Gene Ontology annotation, molecular function: protein binding; ubiquitin protein ligase activity. Gene Ontology annotation, biological process: protein polyubiquitination; proteasome-mediated ubiquitin-dependent protein catabolic process. Lineage: Eukaryota; Metazoa; Porifera; Calcarea; Leucosolenida; Sycettidae. Bases 246 to 1577 code for a protein of 443 amino acids. The transcript is spliced from 7 exons.
UCGUGUGUGCGCGUGUGCAUGUGUGUGUUUGUGUGUGAAUAUGUGUGCGUGUGUGCAUGUGUGUGAAUAUGUGUGUGCAUGUGUAUGUGUGUGUUUGUGGAUGGUGUUAUUUAUUCGUGUUUGUCUAGUCCGCAGAUCGCUAUUUGAGUCAGUUUGCAGACAUUCUGACUCAACUGCAAACGAUUUCCACACAACAGCAGGCAACCAUCACCCGGGUGACAGCAGUGGAAGAGAAAGUGAACGGCAUGGAUGCAUUGACGGAGAGAGUUUCCACCAUCGACACUAACCUCAGUGCCCACUCAUCAACUCUCACUUCACUCAACUCCACGGUGGAUUCACGCUUGGCUGCAGUGGAUUCACGCAUUGCUGCAGUCGAUACACGCUUGGCUGAAGUGGAUUCACGCUCCGCCGCAGUGGACUUACGCAUUGCUGCCCUGGAGUCACGUGCCUCCAGACAGUCGUCUAGUGCCAGUACUCAACGUCUGACGGCGACUACCUCACCCAACGGUGACUCUAUUCCCCAGUCCUCUCCAUCACCACGCAGUGCAUCUUCUGCAACACCACCGAUGAUGUCAUCCAGCGCUUCCUCAGCUCACACACAGGUUAGAGUGCCCAGACAAGGGUCAGCCUCAGAUCAGUCUACCUUGCCCAGAAACACGUUGUCACCAUCGGCAUCAGUAGCAGCAGCGGCAGCAGUAGUAGCUGCAUCUCCACCACGGAAGCGUGAUUACACACAGAUCCGCAGAUCAAGGUACUCAUUUGGUAGCAAGGGCAGCGGGAGAGAUCAGUUUAACUCUCCUACGGGAAUAGCAACCAACAAAGCUGGUGACCUGAUCAUCUGUGACUCCUACAACGGCAGAAUAAAGAUACAUGGGGUUUAUGGCCAGUUCAAGCAGACGAUUGGUCAGAGGGGUACAAACUGUGGACAGUUCAACUGGCCAACAGCCGUGCAUGUAACAGAUGAUGAACGAGUGAUCAUUGCUGAUACUGGCAACAACCGACUACAGAUCACUGGUAAGGACUUCUCCGAGUUCAGCACCAUAGGAAGGUAUGGAUCAGGAAUUGGCGAGUUCAAUUUCCCAACUGGUGUUGUCCAAGUGAACCACAGCGCACUGGGCCAGUGCCUUGCAGUGAUGGAUGCAUUUAACCAUCGGGUUCAGAUUGUGCCCUGCAGUGGUGAGACAGGAUAUGCGUUUGGAACAGAAGGUAGUGGUCAAGGCCAAUUUCAAGAUCCAAGAGGCAUCACAGUGUACCUCAACAGGUUGUUUGUUGCUGACGAGGACAACCAUCGCAUCCAGGUGAUGACCGUCGAUGGAGAGUAUAUCACUUCGUUCGGGUCUCAGGGCAGCGCUUUUGGUCAGCUGCAGGAACCGUAUGAUGUCACUACAGAUGCCUACGGCAAUGUACUAGUCGCAGAUGCUGGCAAUGGACGUGUUAUGGUAUAUGCCGCAGAAACAUACACACCGCUGGCUGAGUUUGGAAAAGGAGAGCUGGACCAGCCGAUGGGUGUCUGCGUGACAAGUGAGGGCUUAGUAGCUGUUUCCUGUUAUGAAAACCACAAGAUUUUUGUGUUUUGAAGGUUUCUUGUUAGACACCUGUCAUCAGUCACCUGCUCACACUUUUGUAUGCAUCAUAACAUAAAUGACCAUAGCGUGACACAAACUGUUCUUGUAUCCCAUCCUACUCCCCUCCCCCUCCCCCCCCCCCCGCCUCCCCCCCAAACACGCACACAUAAACACAACCCCUUAGUUGUACAUCCUUGAUAAUUUUCAGUUGUCUUUUCUACACUUCUCGUUGAGAAUUUAGUUUUCCUCCACUCAUACGCUGCCUUGCUUGGUGACGUGUUCUAUCUUACAGCAGUCUCACAUGAACUGAACACAUCCCACGCAUGUUAUACCACAGUACUUCGAUUUCCUUAAUGGAUUAGGUAGCUGCCGCAACAGUUAUUCCACACCAGUUAUUCUUAGGUAGCUUCUGGUUGCCGGUGUUUGUUGACCCGGUUAUCUCAGAAAAGAACGUUUGCAAUUGCUAGAAUACAAAUCUGUCCAGUGGUGGAUAUAUUUUUGCAUUGAUCCUUUCUUCUUCAUUUUAAUCCUUGGCUCUCCAUCUGAGUUCAUUAUACAUUAUAUGUAGUCUGUAAUAGUUCCGAAUUUUUUUAAAUUUACUUAUUGGAUUGUUUUCUCGCAGAUUAAUCAUAUGAUUAGGAUAUCUAUGCAACAGUUAGUUUGAAUUGUUCACAUCGACAUCACGUUUUCCUUGUGCUGAUUCUGUCUACUCA